AUGUACGACCACGUCUGCGUGGGUUCGCGCACGUCUUCAGCUUUCGCGAGUCUCUCUUUGCUUCCUCCUUCAUCGGCGUUUCUAGCCUCCUGCGCUGCUGCAACGGUGGCGUCACUCUUCCGGCGCGACGUUGACUGGGGCGGCGCAUCCCGCUGCCGGAGUCUCGCGAGGCGAGAACGUGGGCAGCGCCUUCCACCGUUCAUUCGGCACAGGGCCCAUCCGGGUCUGUUCGCCACAAAACUGGGAGACGGGGGAGUACCGUCUUUCGGGCUACGGUGUUACAGCAGGCGUGGGCGUGAAGAUGCGCGGCGCCGCGACCAGGAGGCCAGUCGUGGCGCAGCACUAGAGGCGCCUCUACAUCGGCGCCGAGCGAACUUGGGGGAUGCUACGCGAGGGCUACUCGCAUCGUGCCCUGCGCCACGCGUGUCGUCCUUUUCGGAUUCCUCGUCGCCACUGAGGCUUCGCUGGCCGUUUUCUCCCUCUGCGCAUGCGGCGACCUACGGGUCAACGCUGCCACUGGUUUCUUCGCACCGGGCUCUGCAUCUCGCUUUGGCGACAACUCGCGCAGCGUUUGGCGCCUGCCCCCCCCCGUCGCCCAACCGACCGCACUCGUGCGAUGCGGAUUCGUCUUCCUGCCUCUCUGAUCUUUCUGGGGCUGCCGGUGCUUUCGACCCCCUGCAGUCUGUUUGCGCGAAGGUGCCUGACAAGGAUCCACCUGACUGCAACGCGAAGAACGCUGCCGACUACAAGGCGAGCCUGGGCAAAGAGCUUCUCGAAAUCGAUAGCCGAAUGCUGCCGGACGCGCACCAGUUCGUUCAGAAGCAGCGCUUACUGGACACGCUCGGUCCUCUCCUCCGCCAGCAUAUUGGAGGCGAGCUCGUCCCGUUCGGAUCCUGUGCGAACGGCUUCUGGGUCCGAGGGAGCGACGUCGACUCCUGCCUCGUUCUGCAUGGAUGCGACGGCCGAACGGCGCAACGAGCAAAACUUCGCGUGGUAAAAGAACUUGUUGAGCGCCACGCCAUCGGUCACGCGACCGUCGUCCCAGCUCAAGUCCCCAUCGCGAAAGUCUGCAGCUCCAACGGGGAAGGGCUCAUUGACGUGAGUGUGAACAACUGCGCUGCGCUUGAGAAUUCGAUAUUCGUCGAGACAUUUGGAGCGAUAGAUGAACGGGUUCGUCCCCUAGGGCGGUUUAUCAAGUACUGGGCGAAACAGAGGAGCAUCAACAACAGAGCCGAGGGGACGCUGAGCACGUACACUCUCAUGCUGCAGCUGUUCUUCUUUCUCCAGUGCCGCAGUCCGCCAGUCCUACCCCCGUACACAGCAAUUCUUCUGGAUAGCAAGGUGUCGCGCCACUCAGGCGCCCACGGUGCUUCGCCUCUGCCUGCGCCGUCCUCCCUGUCGGCCUCCUUGGGUUGCGAGGGAAACACGCCGACCGCCCCGCAGAUGUCUGCAGAAAACGAGCUGCCCUGCGGGAGGGCGCCUGCGGAGGGGCUGAAACCUCUUUCAUUCUGCACCGAUAUCGAUUACAUCCGACAGCAGCUGUUUCCAGAGUAUGGGCAGAACAAAGAGACCCUCGGCGAGCUUAUUUAUGACUUCUUUUUGUUCUACGGCAACGGCGGUAGCGCAUUGUUUGCCCUUCGCGACGGAUCCAACGUGACCGCAGAGGUCCACGACGGUACCUUAACCGUGUCCGCCCCCGUAUCCGCGGUUGAGCUUCCUGCGCGCGUGUCUGUUUCCAACUGUCUGCUGCCGGCGGUCGGGGCGACAAGAGGCGGUGUGAACGGCGACAGCGGCUCUGCUGCUUGCACUGCGAAUUGCCACAACAGUACCACUAUGGCUGAAGACACACCACAUCCAAAAUCAGAAAUAUGCUCCCCGCUGAGCAUGCCUCGUCGCCUGCUAAUGAAAUGCCCCUUGACGCGCGCUGUGGUCAACCGGUUCUCGUCCGCCGCAUGGAAAAUUAUAUGUGAAGAAUUCCAACGCGCUGAGAGACUCGUCUCCAGCGGCGCGUCUCUCACGGAGCUGUGCGACCCUGCCCCUGUCACUCACAACCAGAGGAAGAAGCUGGAUCGCCUGCGGCGGCGACUCUCGUUGCGGGUCUUAGCGGCUUCACAAAAUUUGUGUCCGUCAUCUCUCGAUGCGGCAACUCUACGACCUGGUCCGGGGAGCGGACAAGAAGCAGAGCAGUUCCUGAUGGCCUCGCGAUUUGGUUGGUCCAGUCGUGGCGAGGGCGUCGGUCUUCCCGAGCGUAGUGAUGUCUCAUCUUUGGAAGUCUGUUUCACUCCGUCGCAUUCGCUGGCAUCCGCCCCCUUGUCGCGUUUGCUGCAUCCUCUUUCGAACGAGCCAGUGCAGGAGCAAUCUUGCUGCCAAUUGAAUUCCACAAGUACGGCCCAUCACCUGGACAGGCCUCUACACGGGACGCACCCUCGACGCCCUGUACCGGUCGCUGGAGUUGCUGCGCCCGCUAAAGUUGCUGCGCCCGCUGAACGCCUUCAUCCGUCUACAUUCAUGGUGUCGUCCUCGUCUUCCACGGCCUCUCACGGCCGACUACCUCCUCCGCUGUUUCAGGCUACGUUUCUUGCUGAGGGCUCGGCGAGCCAACAAACGCCUGACGACAGACUGCACAGCCCUCCUCUCCCUCAAGCGCCCCGAGUAUAUUCUUCUUCUGUUUCACUCACCAACCGUGUUCCGUCGGCAUCGGCGUUGCAUCCGUCAAUGGCGCCUGCUGCACACGCGCCGCCUACUGCACCUGCUGCUGCUGCUAAGAGAGCCAACGCUCCAGUCUGGCUCUCCGACCGCCGGCGAGUAGUAGCCACACGAAAGCGUCAUGUCGGACGCCCUGUGGGAGAAAGGGAAACUGCUCCGAGCGAUCCAUUUCCUCCGUCUGGUCACUUGCAAAUGUCAUCUCACAAACCGUUUCCCGCGGCUCAUCGGUCGUCGUAUCCGUUUUCCUCUUCCCCUGCUUCUCCCAUUGUAUCCUCCACCUCGUCUUCGGGCAGUGGGGAUGGGUCCCCUUUAUCAGAGUAG
Messenger RNA from Besnoitia besnoiti, 3027 nucleotides. RefSeq lists its product as uncharacterized. The record is from RefSeq and is a predicted model, not a curated record. The coding region runs from base 1 to 3027 and encodes 1008 amino acids. NCBI's taxonomy places the organism in Eukaryota, Apicomplexa, Conoidasida, Eucoccidiorida, Sarcocystidae. Gene Ontology annotation, biological process: RNA 3'-end processing. The transcript has 11 exons. Gene Ontology annotation, molecular function: nucleotidyltransferase activity.